Messenger RNA from Vanrija pseudolonga, 1906 nucleotides. RefSeq lists its product as uncharacterized. Bases 91 to 1716 code for a protein of 541 amino acids. The transcript is spliced from 5 exons. Lineage: Eukaryota; Fungi; Basidiomycota; Tremellomycetes; Trichosporonales; Trichosporonaceae. The record is from RefSeq and is a predicted model, not a curated record.
CAACUCUCAAUCUUGUCUCUGUACACUUUAAUACAACCGCGUCGCCGCCGCAGCCCGCAGCAGCUGGCUCUGCUCACCACCCCACACACGAUGCGCGCCAUCAGAAACCUGCGCUACGCGCGCCCCAUCCUGUUCUUCUCCCUCGUCCUCGGCGGCAUCUGGCUCUCGGGCUUCUUCCUCCUCCUCGUCACCACCGACACAGUCUCCAACCCCGUCACGGUCGGCAAGGUCUGGGUCGACCGCUUCCGCGCUACAGGUAGCACACCACAAACGGGCUUCAAGACGACAAAGUCGCCACGGUAUGCCGAGCUGUGCGAGGCGCUGCCCCAUGCUGCGGGCGAGCUGCGCGACCUCGACGACCGCUGGGGCCGUAUCAGUCUCGAGAUGAGCGUCGCGCACGCUGGCAGCGGUAUCCGCAUGCGCCGUGCCCUCCGCCGCUUGAUCAACCAGGAACCAUUUGUCAUCUCUGUGAUCGGCGGCUCCAUCACGGGCGGCCACGGCGUCAACAAGACAAAUGGAGGAGAAAAGUACACCGACUACCUGCAAAGGUCGCUCCGCAAGACGUACCCCAACGUCACGGUCCUCAACGUUGGCAUUCCCGGCCACGGCUCAGACUACUUCUCAAAUUGUUACCAACUGCACUCGCCCACCAACGCCGACAUGUACAUUAUCGAGUCAGCCGUCAACGACAUUGAGAAUGCCCAACAUGUGAAAAACGCGGGCGAGACGGGCGACACGAUCGGCUACACCGAGCUUUUCGUCCGCCAGCUGCUGUCCAACAGACCCGACAACGCCGUCAUGAUGAUGUCGUCGUUUGGAUCCGGCGCCGACUACGCAAACGCUGCACACCUCCACAACGUCGUGUCUGAAUACUAUGACAUUCCGCGCCUCUCGAUGCGCACCUUCAUGUACCCGUACAUGCUGCAGUAUGUCGACGAGCGCAUCCUGCGGUACGACAAGCCCGACAUUCGGCACCCGAACGAGUACGGACACAUGUACAUGGCCGACAUUCUCUACCGGUACCUUAUGCGCGAGGCGUGCCGCUCCGCCGAGGAGGUCGAGCUGGGCCUCGUGCCGCACCCAAUCGAGCAGUACAAGCCCGAGGCGGCGCAGCUCAAGGACGAGAACGGCAAGGACCUGCCGGGCUUCGACCCCGAGCGUGUGAGCGAGUACGACAAGCACUGGUUGCCCUACCCCGAGGUGUCGGGCACGUCGCUCAACCACGCGUGGGACCCGUUCACGCUCCCCUCGCUCCGCAUCAACCAGAACUGGGUGUACAACAACAAGGUGCGCCCCGAGGGCUCGGCGUUCUGCCAAACGACCGACGUGAUCGCCGACGACGGACUGCCCGUCAUGCGCCCGAGCAAGAACGACGGGUGGGAGCACGUCGUCACAAAGGACAAGCACUACUGGAAGUCGGACAAGGUCGGCGCCCAGAUCACGUUUGACAACAUUGACGUGCACGCGGGUAUCGUGUCGCUGUUCCACCUCCGCUGCGACCAGAACUAUGGCAACGCAAAGUGUUGGAUCGACGACAAGAAGAACGAAGCGGUCGAGAUUGUGUCGACCUGGAAGUUUAUCUGUAUCUCGACUCUGGCGGUGGUUACGGACCGUGCGCCGCCAGGCAAACACAGUGUUACUUGUGAGAUUUCCGAGAACACGGCGGACAAGAACGGCAAGCACGACUUUGCGAUUGCCGCGAUUAUCUCGCAUUGAGCGGCCGGCGGGCCGAGCGGAGCGAGGCGGGCGAGGCCUUGAGGCCUGAGUUUACCGCGCAAGGAGCAGUGUCGCUCCAUACCCCUUGCGCGGGCGGUGGCACACAUAGACAGGCUGCUUGUGCAGCUAACAGUGCAUAGUUUUGGUACUGCAAUACAGUUGGACUUUCUGGGAUGUAUUUCGCAUGGCU